This is a messenger RNA of Diuraphis noxia (Russian wheat aphid), 663 nucleotides long. Its product is annotated as pancreatic lipase-related protein 2-like. Lineage: Eukaryota; Metazoa; Arthropoda; Insecta; Hemiptera; Aphididae. Gene Ontology annotation, molecular function: serine hydrolase activity; lipase activity. The record is from RefSeq and is a predicted model, not a curated record. Gene Ontology annotation, biological process: lipid catabolic process.
UACCAUCCAUUACAGUAACCCAUUUAGAUAAUACCGAUGGUCAACUUUUAAAUAGAAGUGAACCACAUAUGAUUGAGUCUACAACGUACAAUGCUUUAAAUCCAACUAAAGUAUUAGUGCAUGGUUGGCUUGGUAACACUCAAGAAAAAUCGGGCGUUUGUUCGUACAAUGUAAAAUCGUAUUUUAAGGUGGGUGAAUACAAUGUGAUUUGUGUGGAUUGGAAACAGUAUUCGACUGAUAUAUCCUACAAAGUUGCAACAGUACGAGCCAAACACAUCGCUCACGAUAUAGCUAAAGUCYUGAAAAGGAUAACGUAUGACAUGACAGAAGGAAUUGAUACUUUGCAUUUGAUCGGACACAGUAUGGGAGCYCAUAUUGUUGGAUUCGUAGGGAAAGAGUUGACCAAUCAGAUUCCCCGAAUUACGGGAUUAGAUCCUGCAAAGCCAGAGUACGAAGACAAAGGCCCAGAAGACAGACUCUAUAUUACUGAUGCGCAUUUUGUAGACGUUAUGCACACAAAUACUGCCAAAAAUGGCUUUGAGAAAUCAAUUGGACAUAUAGAUUUUUUCCCAAACGGAGGGAAAACACARCCAGGUUGCAAAUCUUCAGACAAAGGUAAUGUUUUCUAAAAUAGACUUAUGGUUCAAUUAGAUGACUUAAAAU